Messenger RNA from Triticum turgidum subsp. durum (durum wheat), 2520 nucleotides. The record is from the annotation of a GenBank genome assembly. NCBI's taxonomy places the organism in Eukaryota, Viridiplantae, Streptophyta, Magnoliopsida, Poales, Poaceae.
AUGAUCCUGCAAGCAAGCAGAAGGCCAAGAAUGCCAAUGUAUUCUCCCCUUCCUGUGUACGCUAUUCUUUUGCUUCUUUCUUGGCCAUUCAGUUCGGUGCCUAUUUGCUCAUCCGAUAAUCGGCUUGUCGCUGGCAAGCCGCUCUCCCCUGGCAGUGUCCUCGUCUCUCAAGAUGGGGUGUUUGCCCUGGGAUUCUUCUCCCCGUACAACUCCACUAAGAACCAUCACUAUGUUGGCAUAUGGUACAACGACAUCCCGGAGCGCACGGUGGUAUGGGUUUCUAACCGUGCGGCGCCGAUCACCACUAACCUUUCCUCUGCAAAUCUUGCCGUCACCGGCAGCUCCGACAUAGUCUUGUCUGAUAACAAUGGUCGUGUCUUCUGGACAACGUACAACAGCAUCAACAUCAACUCCAUCUCGGUGGAAGCAGUGUUGGACAACACUGGCAACUUCAUCCUUAGAUCAUUAACUGAUAGUACCAUCCUAUGGCAAAGCUUCGACCACCCUACCGACACUCUCCUACCCGGCAUGAACCUCAGGCUCAGCCACAACACGCUUCCACUGCAGCACCUCGUCUCCUGGAAAGGCCUACAUGACCCAUCCCCCGGUGAGUUCUCCUACGGCGCAGACCCUAGCAGCCUCCUCCAGUGCUUCGUCUGGAAUGGCUCGAGGCCACACCGGCGAAGCCCGGUGUGGACAAAUUACCUCUAUGUUGGUGGAUUCAACGAGUCUACCAUUUAUAUGGCCUUACAUCACGCCGGUGACGAGGUGUACAUGUCCUUCAUCAUGCCGAUUGGCUACUUCGUCCUGCUGGUCAGGAUGGAGAUUGACUACUUGGGCAAGGUAAAUCUACUAAUCUGGGAGAGCAACAUGUCUGCAUGGAGAGCCCUGUAUGCAGAGCCUCAACAUGAGUGCAAUAUGUACGGCUACUGUGGUCUUUAUGGUUACUGCGACAAUACAGAAGUUGUCCCAGUUUGCAAGUGCCUUGAAGGUUUUGAGCCGAGGGAUGGUGAAGGAUGGAUCGCCGAUGGCUUCUCACAUGGAUGCCGCCAGAAGGAGGUGCAGAGGUGCACCCAUGGAGACGGUUUCUUGGUCUUUCCAGGCAUGAAGGUCCCUGACAAGUUCAUACAUGUCCCGAGCAGAAGCUUUGAUGAGUGCACGGAGGAAUGCAGAAGCAAUUGCUCCUGUGUGGCAUAUGCUUAUUCCAAGAUGAGCAACAUGGAUAUUGAUGGGGAUGACACAAGAUGCCUGGUAUGGAUGGGAGAUUUGAUCGACAUGGAGAACCACACUCAAGGAGGGGAGAACCUCUAUGUUCGGACUAAAAGAUUACAAGGCAACAUGAGAAAGAUCAAAAUCCUAGAAAUUGUAUUACCAGUUGUUUCAAGUUUUCUGAUACUCAUAUGCGUGGUGCCUAUUUGGAUCUAUGGCUCUAGAGUCCUGACAGGCAAUCAAGGAAGCAUGGUUGUCCGGGAAAGGAUGAUGCGACGAGAUACAGAAAAUUAUAAUGAGGUUGCUGAUAGUUACACAGAGUUUCCCAUUUUGAACUUCAUGGCACUUGCUGCUGCGACAAAUAAUUUCUCUGAAUCCAACAUUCUUGGCAAAGGAGGGUUUGGCAACGUUUAUAAGGGAACGUUCGAAGAUGGUAAGGAAAUUGCUGUGAAAAGGCUUCGUGUUGGUUCUGUCCAAGGGGCUGUGGAGUUCAAAAAUGAAAUAGCUCUGACUUCUAGGUUGCAGCAUAGAAACUUGGUCAAACUUAUGGGCUGCAGUAUUUAUGAAGACGAAAAGCUUUUGAUUUAUGAAUACCUACCUAACCGAAGUUUGGAUUACUUCAUUUUCAAUGAUACAAGAAAAUCACUACUCAAUUGGCCAACAAGAUUUAAGAUAAUCAUUGGAGUAGCUAGGGGACUUCUUUAUCUCCACCAAGAUUCCAGAUUGGUUAUGAUUCAUAGAGAUCUCAAAGCAGGCAACAUAUUGUUGGAUGCUGAGAUGAACCCGAAAAUAUCUGAUUUUGGUACAGCUAGGGUCUUUGGUGUGAACGAACACGAACAACAUACCAAUCAAGUUGUUGGAACAUUCGGAUACAUGUCGCCUGAAUACGCAAUGGAAGGCAUAAUCUCCGUCAAAUCCGAUGUUUACAGCUUUGGGGUAUUAAUUCUAGAGAUUGUGAGUGGCAUGAAGACCGGCACCACAACCCCAAAGAGCUCAUGUGCAUGCACUCAUAACCUUAUAAAUUAUGCGUGGAGCUUAAGGAAGGAUGGGAAAUUGAUGGAUCUAAUCGAGUCAUCUAUCAUCGAGGAUUGCUCUCUCGCUGAAGCUCUACGAUGCAUCCAUGUCGGACUCUUGUCGGUGCAGCAUGACCCGGACGCUCGCCCUCUCAUGUCUUGGGUGGUAGCAAGCCUGGAUAACAAAGGCAUUGAGCUCGCGCAGCCGAAAGAACCUAUGUGCUUUACACAUCGUAAAUACGGAGCCGGGGAAAGCCAUGUACAUGACAUGAGCCUCGAAAACCUUAAGGGGUGCUAG